AUGUAAAAUGGUAUUGUUGAAACAGCCGAUCAUUUUCAGAUGGCAUCCUCAAAUAUUUAUGAUUGUUUUGCUGAGUUUUAUGGUCCUGAAACCAUAAUCAAUAAGAAUUAGAUAGAAUACAUAAAGGCAAUAGCACAUCAGAAUCUAAAAAAAAUACAUAGCCUAUUGAGAAAGUAAAAACAAGAAACACAAUAUGUUUUGCAACCAUUUAAAAUAAUGACUAAAAAGGAUAAAAUGUUAAUAUUAAGUGACCCAAAAAAUGCUGAUAUUCUAAAAAGAGAUUCCAGAUAAUCAAGAACAGAAACUAUUACUAAUCCUUCUGGAGAAGAUAAUUUAAAUCUUAAUAUAAAAUAAUGA
This is a messenger RNA of Paramecium tetraurelia, 357 nucleotides long. RefSeq lists its product as uncharacterized. NCBI's taxonomy places the organism in Eukaryota, Ciliophora, Oligohymenophorea, Peniculida, Parameciidae. The record is from RefSeq and is a predicted model, not a curated record. The transcript is spliced from 2 exons.